Colletotrichum graminicola M1.001 is the source of this 1461-nucleotide messenger RNA. RefSeq lists its product as uncharacterized. The coding region runs from base 1 to 1461 and encodes 486 amino acids. NCBI's taxonomy places the organism in Eukaryota, Fungi, Ascomycota, Sordariomycetes, Glomerellales, Glomerellaceae. The record is from RefSeq and is a predicted model, not a curated record. Gene Ontology annotation, molecular function: hydrolase activity, hydrolyzing N-glycosyl compounds. The transcript is spliced from 2 exons.
AUGGCGCCAGCAGAAUCCAGGGGCACAGCGUCCCUCACUCAAUUCCCGUCAAAACCACGGGUCUUCAUCUUGACAGACAUCACCAACGAGCCCGAUGAUGCGGAAUCGUUUUGUAGAUAUCUCACAUACGCCAACCAAUUCCGCACCGAAGGCAUAGUCGCCGUCACGUCAACGUGGCUCCGGAACAAAGUUGCGCCACAGAACCUGCAUGAGAUUGUCGAUGCGUAUGAGAAAGUUGUCGACAACCUCAACGCCCAUGCUCACCCGGGCUCGCCCUACCCCUCGGCGCAGAAUGUGCGCAGCCUCAUCAAGUCCGGCCCUCCGGUCUACGGCAUGGAGGCUGUUGGUGACGGCAUUUCCCUGAGCGGAGGAGCCGAGUUGCUCCUCGAACGGCUCACGGCGCCCGAUAACGAUCCGCUCUGGGUUCUCGUGUGGGGAGGCGUCAAUGUGCUUGCACAGGUCCUUGAAAAAACCAGAAAUCGGCCAGACGCCGCCAAACUGCGCGAAAAGCUUCGCGUCUAUACGAUUUCGGAUCAGGACGACUGCGGGGGCUGGAUUCGCCAACAGUGGCCCGAAAUAUUCUACAUCUUUUCCAUUCACGGCUGGAAUCAAUACCAAUGCGCCGCAUGGAGUGGAAUCUCGUCCCAUUGUACUAGCGAUGUCGGAGGGCCGGACAAUUCCAAAGUGACGCACGAAUGGGUUAAAGACAACGUCCAAAUUGGUCCUCUGGGCGCUGCAUACCCCAAUUUCGAGUUCAUCAUCGAGGGCGACACGCCGACCUUUCUCUACCUUAUCCAGAACGGCCUGGGAGUCCCAGAGGAACCAUCUUAUGGAUCUUGGGGAGGCCGUUACAUUCCGGUCAAUGUCGGUCCAAAAGGCCUGCCGUCUAGAGGUCAUUUUGCGGAUGCAAUUGAUACAGUACUUGGCGUGGACGGCAAGCCGCACAAGACCAAUCAGGCCACGGUCUGGCGCUGGAGGAACACAUUUCAGGACGACUUUGCCGCGCGCAUGCAAUGGACAUUGACUUCAGAUUUUGGCAAGGUCAAUCACCACCCCGUCGCCUCGUUAAACGGUGACUUUGGCUUGGCGCCUCUUAACGUCGAGGCCGAUGCCGGGGGUGUCGUGUCUUUUGAUGCAUCCGAAAGUUAUGACCCUGAUGGCGACAAGCUCAGCUUCAACUGGUACCAAUACCGCGAACCCAGCUCGCUGCAGACAUAUCACGGCCUAGAGGUGUCCGAUAUCGAGAUCAAGCCACUCAACGAUGAUCGCAGCAAAGUUGAGGUACUAAUUGCCCCUGCAGAAAAGUCCUGUAUCGUGGCCAGGGAGAAAAUUCCUCUUGAACGAGGCCUCCCUCUCCACUUGAUUCUUGAGGUCAAGGACAACGGCACGCCCUCUCUGACGAGCUAUCGCAGAGUCAUCAUUCAUCCUGUUGAUAGAGAAUUUGGCUCUGAAAAAAGAUAG